UCAAAAUUACCAUAAAAUCAUAUUUGCUUUACCCUAUUAUAUGAUGUUCUUUGACCAUGUUUUAUUGUGUUGUUUUCAAUCGGGUACUAAGGAGGGAAAAAAAUAAAUCACCAAAAGAUAAGAGAUUUGAGAAGAAGAAGAAAAAAAAAAUGAUUCGUUUGGCAAUCUUAGUUGUUUUGUUUCUUGUUUGUUUUACAUCAUCCUAUGCAUCCAAUGAAGUGGAUGUAGAAGCUAUUUGCAAGAAAUCAAAAAAUCCUUCUUUUUGCGACACUCUUCUCAAAUCAAAACCCGGUGGUGUAGGUGGAGACCUUGGUAGUCUAGCAGAAUACACCAUUGAUGUAAUUCGUACCGAUGUGUCCAAUACACUCAAUAUAAUCACAAAAUUAAUCGAAAAAAGCGAUAGCGAUCCCAUGAAACAAAAACAAUACAAGAAUUGUUUGUCUCUCUUUGGAAUGGAGGAGGGAGCUCUUGGUGAAGUUGAGGAGGCUCUACAAAUGUUGAAGAAGUCUGAUUACAAUGGUAUGAAUAUGCAUAUGACUGUUGUCAUGACCAAUGUUAAUGAAUGUCUAGGAGAUUCAGAAGAUUCGUCGACUCAAAUUUCUCCAGAGUUAUCAAAAAAUGUCGGAAUUGUUGAUCAAGUUGCUCAGAUUAUUCUUAUUAUCUCAAAUAUGUUUAAAAAUUAGUAAAUUAAUUAAUAGUUUUUGUUCUUUUUUAUUUUUUUAUUUUCUUAAUAUUGUUAUAAUAUAUUAGUUAAUAUUAAUAUUGUUCACA
Vicia villosa (hairy vetch) is the source of this 771-nucleotide messenger RNA. RefSeq names its product pectinesterase inhibitor 2-like. Bases 57 to 683 code for a protein of 208 amino acids. Gene Ontology annotation, molecular function: pectinesterase inhibitor activity. The transcript has a single exon. Gene Ontology annotation, biological process: negative regulation of catalytic activity. NCBI's taxonomy places the organism in Eukaryota, Viridiplantae, Streptophyta, Magnoliopsida, Fabales, Fabaceae. The record is from RefSeq and is a predicted model, not a curated record.